GCUCACUCUUUCGACGAGCCCGUGCUCAGCGACAGAGAGCGAGUCAAGGUGGAGGCCAUGCCCAACGUGCUUGACCUGCACAACGCAGACUCUGAAUCCAUUCCCAGCACACCGUCCAACAGCAGUUCCAGAAGUCAUGACGGAGAGUAUGGUCAUGGUGGUGGCCAAGCUGGACGAGCUGGGCAAGCUGGGCAAGCUGGGCAAGCUGGGCAAGCUGGACAACCUGGUCUCCUCCGACAUGCCUCUGAUACAGGCAACGUCCGGCUCUCCUUCCCACAAGGAGGGCAAGCACGGAUGACCACGGCAUCAUCGCUCAAGGACGUUCGCUCUGUUCUCAAGAACAAGCAAUGGCUUGAUGAUCAUGAUCGUUUGAGAGCUGAGAAGGCCCGGCUUGACUCGCGGCUUCACGAGGCGCUGUUGGUCGACUCGAAAGAGGAGGCUCUGGCUCGGGCAGCACACUACAUUGAUGUGGCGCUGACCGAGCGCAAGGUGCAGCUCGGCGGUCUCACGCGGUUCCAGCGCAAUUUGUACCUGCUCCGCAAGAACUGGAUGUACCUGUGGUUCAUCCGGCUCAAUAUCCUUCUCCAGCUCGGCCUCGUGCUCAUCGAGCCGGCGUCGCGGCGGACGGCGGAGGACAACCACAAGCAGUUUCUUGCCGAGGUCAUCAUCGGCUCGUUUUCGGUCUUUAUCCAGCUUCUGGAUGUGUGGAUCCGGGCGUAUCCGUUUGGCCUCUCGCACUUUAAGGAGCCGUGGAAUUCGGUCAAUGCAGCUGUGGUCUGCAUCAAUGGCCUGGACAUCAUUUUCCGGCUCUCGCGGGUCAGCUCGUUCCGGUUUUCGCGGGCGGCACGACCGCUUCUACUCAUCGCGCAGUCGCGGCGCCUGCGGCAGACGUUCUCGCUUAUCGUCAAGUCGAUGCCGGCGGUGCUCGGCGUCGGGCUCAUUUUCUUUGUCAUUACCGCUUGUUACGCGCACCUCGGCGUUAUGCUCUUUCAGGGCCAGUACAGCUACCGCGAGGAUGAGAUCCCGGCCGGCGACUUUAACACGUGGUCGGCGGCCAUGCUCUCGCUCUUUUUCCUCAUCACCACCGAGAAUUACCCGAUGAUUAUGUACCCGGCGUUUGACGUCUCGCAGUACGCGUCGGCGUACUUUAUGUCGUUCAUCUGCGUCCAUUUCGUGCUCAUGGCACUCCUUCUGGCCGUCGUUUUUGACGCCUACUCGGAGGAGCACCGCAGCCACAUUGUGUCGUCGCUGGUCAAGGAGAAGCGCAACCUCAUGCUCGCCUUUCACUGCAUUGACCGCGACAACUCAGGCUUUGUCGAUGUCUCCGAGUGGGAGGACUUGCUGAGAGUCAUCCGGCCCGACCUCGACCCGGAGCAGUCGCGGCUCAUGUUUGCGCUGCUCGACACCGACGGCGACGGCGAGCUCAACGUCGACGAGUUCACCAUGCUCGCCGACAUGCUGACGUGGAAGUUUGAGCGCCUGCCGGAGCGCGACCUGUGGCAGCGGAUGUGGGACAAGGUGGCGUCGGUCAUCGGCGUCCCGCUUGCCCUUCUCUACCUCGUCGCCAUCGGCAAGCCCCUGGAGUACGUGUACAAGGCCGCCAUCAUAGUCAAUGCCAUCCUGCAUCUUGUUUACGUCGAGGACACACUGCCCAACUUUGUCGCCUACCUGCUCCUCAUCUUUGUCAUCUUCUUUACUCUUGUUCUCGCCAUCAAGCUCUGCGGACUCGGAUACUCGACGUUCAAGUCGUCGGCGUUCAACCUGUGGGACACGUUUGUCAUCGGCACGACCUGGAUCUUGUACAUCUGCUACAAGGCCGGCUGGGUCCCGCACUUUUACAAUGUCACGUGCUUCCUCCUUCUCUCGCUGUGGAACGUCCGCCAGCGGCACAACGGGCUCAUCGCCAAGAUGCUCGGCAUCGACGAGCGGUUUGACUCGUUCCUGGCCUCGGUCAAGCAGUCUGGCUCGAUCAUCUUCUCGCUCCUUGUCGUCGUCUGCCUCCUCCUCUACUCGUACGCCAUCAUCGGUAUGGAGCUCUUUGCCGGGCGGUUCGACAAGCCGGCUAACCCGCCGUACGACAACGAGGAGGCCAACUUUAACGACUUUGGGCGGGCCCUGCUCACAUGCUUCCAGGUCCUUGCCACCAACAACUUUAACGAGAUCGCCCGCUACGCUGCCUACUCGACGGGAAACCCGUACACUUCGUGGUACUUUAUCUCGCUCUGGACGCUUGUCACCACCCUCCUGGUCGAUCUCCUCGUCUCGCUCCUCAUUGAGGCCUUUACCCGGACUGUCGACAACCCCGAGAUGAACUCGCAGAGCUUCCUCCUUGGAGACGAGACUGGCUCGAUCAAGGUCCGCCGUCGGCGCCGCUGGUCACGCGAACUCAUCAAGCGCGACUUUUCCGAGGGCGAUCGCGAGCAGCUCCUUGUCCAGGCUCGCGACGCGCUGGUGGUUAAGCUCACCCACUUUCACCAGCGCUCCAUGCACACCAUGCACACCCGCAACGCGGCGUACACCACCCUCCGCUCGCCUGUCGACGACAUUGGCGGGACACACGUCAACGAUGCCACCGAGUACUCGCCUCUUCUAGCCUAAAAGAAGGCAAGUCGCACCUGUCGCGCCAUUGAUCAUGCCAGUCCGGCCUUGGAGCUCGUGUGCCGCGAGAAGCAGCAGUCGGUCGAGCGGCCGGUGAGUGUCAACACCCGACUCGACUCGACGCGGCGGGCAUGGCAAAAGCAACAGGCUACAGCGAGAUACAGUGGCAUCACGGACGCCCGAGCGAGGGAGGAAAGUAUGCCGGACUAGCUGCACGCGGGGUGUGUACGGCAACUGUGGGAAAGUAUGUAUGCGUGUUUGGCGGCUUCUUUCAGACCGCGCCGGCCGAGCAAGAGUGGGACGGCGAUGAGGCGGCCCGCGACACGAUGGUGGUGAUAGACGGGUGGGCGGUGAAGGAAGGCUUUGAUGACAGAGUCUCUGCUGGCAGCGACAGCGGUAGCGACAACGAUAGUGGCAGAGAGGAUGGUAUCGCGGGUGGGGUUGGAUCGACGGGCGAGCAAAGGCCGCGACCUUGCGGGCGUGGUCAUGGCCACAUGGCGAGCUUGGGCGAUGACAAGGUGCUGCUGUUUGGGGGAACAUACUUUGAUGACGAUGCCGAUGACGAUGUGUACCUUAAUGAUACAUGGCUGUUUGAUGUCGGCAAGCGCAAGUGGCAAGAGCUGGCGCGGUACGGCGCUGAGCCGCAUCAGCGGGCCGAAGGAGUGAUGGUGGCGGUGCCGGGUACGCACACUGAUGUGUUGGCGGCGGUGCUGGCAUUGAUGGAUCCGGAUACUUUGGCCAAACUGGAAAGUGUCGGACUUGAGGUUCGUGCACGCGAUGGAUGCGCUGUGCUGUUUGGCGGGACAUGCUGGCCGGACGAGAUCGACUCGCGGUUCUACCGCGACGUUCGGGUUGCGGUCCUUGUGGGACGUGCUGACGGCGGGUGUGCGACCGGUGUGGCUUGGAUCAAAAUCAAUGCCGGUGGGAUCCGGCCGCCAACGCUGCGCGGGGCAACUGGAGUGUUUGACGCAGCGAGCGAGGCGCUCGUCAUCAUCGGCGGACGGCAUCAGUCGCCGUUCGACGACGUCUUUUACUACGGCGACGUGUACUCAUUGGAUCUGCUGAGCAUGACGUGGGAACAGCUUUCUGUAACUGGCGAUGGCUUCCGCCCGCGUUUUGACCUCGGUGCGGCGUACGUGGGACCGCUGGAGCGCACGAUCGUGUUUGGUGGCAACGUUGUGGACGACUACCUCGACGACGGCCCACACAACGACGUGUACGAGCUCAACACCAACGUGUCGCCGGCGAUGUGGCGGGCGGUGGGCCGAGGCAGCUCUCGCGCACCAGGAAGACGGUUCCAGCACGCGGUGGCAACCGUGAGCUGCGGCGAGUUUGUACGGGUCUUUGUGGUUGGCGGCUUCACCAACACUGGCGUCCGGGACGAGUACUACCCCGAUCUCUCGUGGUUCGACCUUCCGCUGUUGUAGUGAGAAUGGCGGGGGCGGUUAGCAGCUGUCCGCAGCGACGAUGCUGGUCGUUGGACCGGGUGGCGUAGUUGGCUUCUGGGGUUAGGCGCGGUCGGCCUCUUCCCACAUGCCCAUGGCACUGCCCUCGGUCUUGUCCCUAGUGAUGACCAAGAGCUGGCACCGGUCCGACAUGCAACAUACGUCCGAUAUGUGUCGUGGUGCAUGACGAGGCCUAUGCUGCUUGCGC
Molecule: messenger RNA, 4251 nt
Organism: Thecamonas trahens ATCC 50062
Lineage: Eukaryota; Apusomonadida; Apusomonadidae
Exons: 2
Coding region: 58-2598 (846 amino acids)
Biological process (GO): transmembrane transport; monoatomic ion transport
Cellular component (GO): membrane
Molecular function (GO): calcium ion binding; monoatomic ion channel activity
Source: RefSeq, a predicted model, not a curated record